Jatropha curcas is the source of this 1375-nucleotide messenger RNA. RefSeq names its product protein TIC 20-I, chloroplastic. Lineage: Eukaryota; Viridiplantae; Streptophyta; Magnoliopsida; Malpighiales; Euphorbiaceae. The record is from RefSeq and is a predicted model, not a curated record.
AAAAAAAGACGGGCUUGACUUGAACACAGCAUUGGACCGUAGCCUGACAUUUGGGAAACCUUCGCCGCCGUGAGCCAACCCAGAAAUGAUGCAACGAAAUCCUGUCAUCUGUAUAGCCGGAUAGGACAAACGACGGGACAGAGAAAUGGGAGCUUAAACUCUAAGUGACAUCUCACCAGCAGUUCAAGUAAUUAUAGUUCUUCGAGUUUCAAAGGUGUCUGGCAAUGAUUCUAAAUGGAAGCACCAACGCUAUGGUUGCUGGGUAUGCUUUUACAAAUGUUGAGACAUGUAAAACCAGGUCUAGUAGCCCAGUUUCUGCAUGUGUUCCUUUUUUGACUGCCAAGGCUUCAUUCUUAAACAUCAGAAGUUCAUGGUUUUCAGUUGCACCUUUUGAGUCUAAAUUCUCGCCAUCUAGAGGGUUGUCAUCCUCGCACCUUUCUGCUGCAUCAACCACACUCUUAAGUGGUGAUCAAGGUGGAAUUUGGCAUGUUAUUCCCUCAUUGCCUAGACAUCGCAAAUCCUAUUUGUGCCCUCGAGCAUCAAAAGAUGUCCCAUACAGUUUUCGCUACCCUCCAAUGACCAAGAAGCCAAGAUGGUGGUGGAGGACUUUAGCAUGUCUCCCUUAUUUGAUGCCUCUUCAUGAGACAUGGAUGUAUGCUGAGACGGCAUAUCAUCUACACCCAUUUCUUGAAGACUUUGAAUUUUUGACAUACCCAUUCCUUGGAGCCAUUGGGAGUUUGCCGAGUUGGUUCCUGAUGGCGUAUUUCUUUGUUGCAUAUCUGGGAAUUGUGAGGAGAAAGGAAUGGCCACAUUUUUUCCGAUUUCAUGUUGUGAUGGGGAUGUUGCUGGAGAUUGCUCUCCAGGUGAUAGGGACAGUAAGCCGUUGGAUGCCACUUGCUGUCUACUGGGGUAAAGUAGGUAUGCAUUUUUGGACAGCCAUAGCAUUUGCUUACCUUUUCACAGUCUUGGAGUGCAUACGGUGUGCUCUUGCUGGUAUGUAUGCAGAUGUCCCUUUUGCCUGUGAUGCAGCAUACAUCCAAAUCCCUUAUGAUUAAGGAGUACAGGUACAAAAACAUGAAAUAGUAAUAGCCUUUCCAUUUUUAUGUUUUGUGUUGGAAGCUUUUUGAACAUAAAUGAACGGCUGCAUGUUCAAGACAACCAUGUGCAAGUGUAGUGAUCGUCUAAGUGCUGUUUUUGGUUUGUUGUUAGUUCGUUUGAAAUGUUGCUUAGUCGUCAUGAGUGCCUGCUGUAUGUUAACUGGACACUGUAUGCAUAUGACAUUGCAAUAACGCAAGCAAGCUUUGCAAAAGGGAAGCUCUAAUUUUGUGAUUAUGUUAUCUUCUACAGCCUAAUACAUACCCUGCACUUUGUUCAA